Molecule: messenger RNA, 864 nt
Organism: Cynara cardunculus var. scolymus (artichoke)
Lineage: Eukaryota; Viridiplantae; Streptophyta; Magnoliopsida; Asterales; Asteraceae
Product: zinc finger protein 5-like
Exons: 2
Coding region: 1-864 (287 amino acids)
Biological process (GO): trichome morphogenesis; trichome differentiation; gibberellic acid mediated signaling pathway
Cellular component (GO): nucleus
Molecular function (GO): transcription cis-regulatory region binding; DNA-binding transcription factor activity
Source: RefSeq, a predicted model, not a curated record
AUGGGCAAAGUUGUGUUUGAUUUUCUUUCAUCAACGUGGGAAGGAGAAGAUAUGCAUGCUCGAUAUGAAUCAACAUCAACAGAUAAGAAGAUCAGAUUAUUUGGGUUCGAGCUUGAUCCUCAAACCAAUGGCUCGCUGCUAAGCGAAGCAGGGUUGGGUGAAAAGGAUGGAAGAAUGCAUUCACCAUCCACCACUAUCUCCUCAGAGAAAGAGAAGUCUUCCAUGGUGGAUCUGAAGGAAACGAAGAAGAAGUUCAAGUGUCAGUAUUGUUUCAAAGGGUUUAUGAACUCACAAGCCUUGGGUGGUCACCAGAAUGCGCAUAAAAGAGAACGUAUGAAGAAGAAAAGGCUGAUGUUAGAAGCUAGAAAAGCGAGUAUCGGUUAUUACCUCCAAUCAUAUGUCCAAAAUAUAAAUAAUCAUGGAAUUGACAUCAGUUUUCAUGGUUAUAAUGAUUGUGAGUUUGAUCAUCAUGAACCAAAGUUUAGUUUUGGUUCAUACGAUGAUGAUCUACAGUCAUUUAAGCAUGUACAUAAGUCAAGAAGGACGAUCGUUUCUUCAUUAUCCAAUGUGGGCUCGAAGCAGACCUGUAAAGAUUUGGAUCUUGAGUUGGCUUUAAGCUCAUGCUUCACCAUAUAUGAGACAGCCAAAGCAAGGAAGCCUCCAACCAUCACGGCCGACGGAGAACUCAUGAUGGUUCCUGACGGUGUAGGAGCAGGCGCCAUGUACAUUCCGGGCAUGUCCGGAUCCAUGGCGGCGGCUGCCGCCACCAUUGCAGCAAAGCAGACAGCAAACACGGUGGCCGGAGAUCCAAAAGCCAUUGUUAAUGUGAUGGUGAUUUUGAUGAAGAUUGUGGGUUUUGAUUGA